Messenger RNA from Nothoprocta perdicaria, 1444 nucleotides. RefSeq names its product PHD finger protein 21B (gene PHF21B). Lineage: Eukaryota; Metazoa; Chordata; Aves; Tinamiformes; Tinamidae. The record is from RefSeq and is a predicted model, not a curated record. The coding region runs from base 20 to 1444 and encodes 474 amino acids. The transcript has 14 exons.
UGCGAAACUAGUUGCACAGAUGAAGCAAGAUCCACAGAACGGGGAUCUUAAGAAACAAAUCCAUGAAAGGCAAUCAAGAAUAGCAGCUCUUAAUGACAAACAAACUUUGGGAACUAUCACUGCAGUGCCCCUUAAAGUUCCUCAGGUCAGCUCCUUGCAGAGGUUGGCAGGACAAGGACCAGCAGUGCUACCUCAGGUUAGGCCAAAGACCCUGAUCCCAGACAGCCUCCCCAUCUCCCCGUGCAGAGAGCAGCCUUCCAAACAGCCGCCCGCCUUCCAGAAGGCGACCGUGGUGAGCGUCAAGAACCCCAGCCCUGCCCUCCCGACCGCCAACAACACCGUCAGCCAUGUGCAGGUGCCCGGCAGCCAGGCGCCGGGCGCCACCGAGCCCGCCGCCCUCUCGUCCCCGCUGAGCAGCGCCGGCGUCGCCUACGCCAUCAUCUCCACCUCGGCCGGCAGCGCGGCCCCGCUCGGCGCCGGCGCCGCCGUCUCCGUGGUCAACGACGGCAUCAAAGUGCAGCCGCUGCUUAUCAGCGCCGACAGCAAGGUUAUCAUUAUUCAGCCUCAAGUCCAAACCCAGACAGAAAGUAAAGUGGAGACAAAGAAACCUACUGAAGAGUCAGCUCAGGGACCCCCUGCUACCAAAAAGAAAAAGGAGGAAAAUCCAGAGAAAAUUGCCUUUAUGGUAGCAUUAGGACUGGUUACAACAGAACAUUUGGAAGAAAUCCAGAGCAAGCGUCAGGAAAGGAAGAGAAGAAGCACCGCGAAUCCAGCCUACAGUGGGCUCUUGGAAACAGAGCGGAAACGCCUUGCAUCAAAUUAUUUGAAUAACCCCUUGUUUCUUACAGCACGAGCAAAUGAGGACCCAUUCUGGAAGAGCGAGGGCCCCCCGGCGGAGCAGUGCGCGGCGUGCCGGCGCGGCGCCAACCUGCAGCCCUGCGGCACCUGCGCCCGAGCCUAUCACCUCAGCUGCCUGCAGCCGCCCCUCAAAAGCGCCCCCAAGGGCGCCUGGGCCUGCCCAAAGUGCCAACACAAGGUGUUAAAGAAAGAUGAGAGCGUGCCGUGGAGCGGGACCCUGGCGAUUGUUCACUCCUACGUCACGCACAAAACAGUCAAGGAAGAAGAGAAGCGGAAGCUACUGAAGAGAGGCAGCGAGCUGAAGAGCGAGCACAGGCAGCUGGAAGAAAAGGAUCGACUUCUCAACAACGCGGUGAAGAAAUGCUUGGAGCUGAAAAGCAGCCUGCUGGCGCAGCAGAAAGGGACUCAGUCGUCGCUGGAGCGCCUCAAGGCCCUCAUCAGACUGAUGCGCAGCGAGCAGCUGCUGCAGGCGGCGGCGAGGAGCGCGGCGCCGGCCCCGCUGCUCGCCGUGCCCUGGGCGAAGGCGCCCGCCGCCGCCGCGGCCACCGCGCGCCCGACCCUGCCGCACCCCCAGGGCAGCAACUGA